CACCGAGGCGCGCCGGCCGCGGGAAAGGACCUCGUCGCGACCGCGUCCGCUCGGUCCUUGAGCCGGCGCCGACCGCGGAGCCAUGGCCUCCGGGCUGCUGAGAUUGGCCCCCGCGUCCGCGUCCGCGCGGGGCCUGGCGGCGGGCGCCCAGCGCGUGGAAGGGAUUCACACAAGUGUCCAGCGCAAGUGGCAGUACGGCCCUUUGGCGUACAUCCUGGGCGAGAGGGCGAGCAAAAAACUGACGGAAUACAGCAGAGUGAUAACUGUAGAUGGCAACCUGUGUUCCGGGAAAGGCAAGCUUGCAAAGCAAAUAGCGGAGAAACUAGGCUUAAAGCACUUCCCCGAAGCAGGGAUACACUAUGCAGACAGCACCACGGGAGAUGGGAGGGACCUGGCUGCUGAGUUCAGCGGCAACUGCAGCUUGGAGAAGUUUUAUGACGACCCCAAAAGUAACGACGGCAACAGCUACCGCCUGCAGUCCUGGCUGUACGCCAGCCGCCUCCUGCAGUACGCGAACGCCCUGGAGCACCUGCUGAGCACAGGACAAGGUGUUGUACUGGAACGCUCCGUGUACAGUGACUUUGUUUUUGUGGAGGCGAUGUACGGCCAGGGAUUCAUCCGGAAGCAGUGUGUGGACCACUACAACGAGGUGAAGAAGGUCACCAUCUGUGAGUACCUGCCUCCCCACGUGGUGAUCUACGUCGACGUGCCUGUGCCCGAGAUCCAGGCUCGGAUUCAGAAGAAAGGAGACCCGCAUGAGAUGAAGAUCACCUCCGCCUACCUUCAGGACAUCGAGAAUGCCUACAAGAGAGUCUUCUGCCCACAGAUGAGUGAAAAAUGUGAAGUUUUACAGUAUAGUGUAAGGGAAGCUGAAGAUGCAGAAAAGGUGGUAGAAGACAUCGGAUACCUGAAGUACGACAAGGGGCCGUGGCUAGACCAGGAUGACCGGACUCUUCACCGACUGCGGAUGCUGGUUCAGAAUAAGCUGGAGGUGCUGAAUCACACAACCAUUCCCCUCUAUCUCCCAGAAGUCACCAUCGGAGCGCACCAGAGCAACCGAGUCUUCCACAGGUUCAUGGAGCUGCCGGGCCGCAGGUACUGCCCUGGGUACAAUGCCGACGUGGGCGACAAGUGGAUCUGGCUGAAGUGACGGGCCCCGCCCCGCUCAGCUGCAGCGCAGUGGGAGAGGCUUCCGGUCUGCCGCCCUGGGACUCCGUGUGGCCUCGAAAUCAGGAAAUGUGAAUGAUGCGAGAAUUGCACGGUGGAAGCAGCGGCCCAGCGAAGAGCAGCCUGCCUGGUAGUAUGUAGUUAGGGGAGUGGAAGGGAGCCUCCAUUUGAAGGGUCCUGGGGACCUCUCACUUCACUCUGCAGCGAUCCAUGAUUAUCAAAGUCUGCGCGGAAAGGCUGGGCGUUACUAGAAGAAUUUAAUUUCACCCCAGUCAUGCUGUGUGUCAUGCGGAUUUUGUACAUUGAUUUGUCAGACUUCAAAAAAUAAAAGUUUCAAUGGCCCGUGA
Molecule: messenger RNA, 1514 nt
Organism: Manis javanica (Malayan pangolin)
Lineage: Eukaryota; Metazoa; Chordata; Mammalia; Pholidota; Manidae
Gene: NDUFA10
Product: NADH:ubiquinone oxidoreductase subunit A10
Biological process (GO): mitochondrial electron transport, NADH to ubiquinone
Cellular component (GO): cytoplasm; respiratory chain complex I
Source: RefSeq, a predicted model, not a curated record